Molecule: messenger RNA, 2033 nt
Organism: Bradysia coprophila
Lineage: Eukaryota; Metazoa; Arthropoda; Insecta; Diptera; Sciaridae
Product: putative transporter SVOPL
Biological process (GO): transmembrane transport
Cellular component (GO): membrane
Molecular function (GO): transmembrane transporter activity
Source: RefSeq, a predicted model, not a curated record
UUUCAUUUUAAUUGCGAAAGAAUUGAUACAGUGAAUUGGCCUUAUUUACAAAGAUUUUGUGGAAAAUUCAGGUAGUCGUUAUCUUAGAUCAGUUGGAUGACAUUCUUCAACUGACACUAAACAGUGAAGAUAAAAUUGCGAGAGUUAUCAUUGGUGUUGUUGUGAAAAGCUUUUUGACCCACUAACGUGAUCUUGAAAAGUCGAAUUAUUUUGAUAGUCUGUGAACAUCUUAUGUGCAUAACUGAAACUAGUGCAUAGAUCAGAAGAUUCAAUUUUCUCAAAAAUAAGCUGAAAUGGUGCCCAAGCCGAAUUUUCCCAUAAUUGCUGUGAUAGGUGUCAUAAAUGAAGACAGUAAGCCGCCUGAUAAACCAGCUGCGGCUGACUUUGAAACGGCUAUAUCAGCAACUGGUCACGGCCUAUUCCAUUACUUACUUCUAUUGGCUGGAUUACCAUGUUGUGCCGCAACACUUUUUGAAACUUCAACUUUGUCGUAUGUACUACCUAGUGCCGAUUGUGAUCUGCAUUUGACCUUGACUGACAAAGGUAUUUUGAAUGGAGUUACUUAUGCGGGCAUGAUAAUAUCAGCCAUUCCUUGGGGCUAUUUAUCCGACAAGCUGGGGAGACGAAAGCUACUUAUUUAUGGAUAUUUACUCGAUGCGCUUUGCGUGUUUAUGUGCGCAUUAAGCCAAAAUGUUUGGACUCUAAUUUUUUUCAAAUUUCUGGGAGGAUUCAUUACUUGUGGUCCAUUUGCUGUGCUUAUGUCAUAUUUGUCUGAAUUUCAUGGAACGGAUCACCGUUCCCGAGUUAUGAUGGUCAUUGGCAUGUUCUUUAGUUUGGCCACAAUAUCAUUACCGGCGUUAGCCUGGUUCGUUAUACCAAAAUCGUGGUCAUUUCAAAUGGGAAGCCUUGUGUCACUCAAGUCGUGGCAAAUAUUCUUGGCAAUUUGUGGUUUUCCAAGUUUCAUCAGCGGCAUCGCCAUGAUUUUUUUCCCAGAAAGUCCAAAGUUUUUAAUGUCACAAGGCCGCAACGAGGAAGCAUUGCGUGUGUUUCAAACUAUUUUUCGCAUUAAUACUGGAAGAUCAGCAGCGGACUAUCCGAUAACCGAUCUUGUUCGUGAAUUGGACACGAAAAAAGAUGCAGAAACGGCGAAAAUCGACAAAAAAGCCUUCGGCGCCUUUUCCUUCGUUAAAAACAUAUGCCAAAGCAUCCCACUGCUACAAGAAACACUGCUUAAGAAAUGUGUGCUGGUUUUAAGCAUACAGUUUUGCGCGUUACUUGGUCUUAACACAGUGCGACUGUGGCUGCCGCAGCUGUUUUCAAUGGUUUCGGAUUUUGAGAGUAUGCCACCACUUGACGACAUAGACAGCGACCUGUGCAGUAUGCUGUCGUACAGUGUUAAUAAAUCAAUAACCAAUGUUCAAUCAAUUGGCACCAACAAUACAUGCAUUCCAAACGUUGUGAACUCAACCACUUACGUGAACACAAUCAUCGUUGGAUGUGUCGGUCUCGUUGGUUACCUGAUUGCUGGCGCUUUAAUAAAUGCAGUUGGCUGCAAAAAUAUUUUGAUUUACGGCUUAUGUGUGUCUGGCUGUUGUGGAAUUGGUCUUUUUUGGGCUCGUAACUCGAUGACGACGGUGGCAUUAUCGUCGUUGUAUACAACAAUCGGAAGUAUUAGUUCGACUGCAUUGAUUGGAAUUGUUGUGAAUUUGUUCCCAACAUCUUUGAGAACAAUGACCAUAUCACUUGUUAUGAUGUUUGGACGCUUCGGUGCAUUAAUUGGCAAUGUGGUCUUUCCAUAUCUUCUGCAAACGGGCUGCUUGCCACCGUUUCUCUUAAUUGGUCUGGUAGAAUUUGCUUGCAGUUUCCUGUGUACGCUUUUGCCGAAAGGGAACGAAUCUCUACAAUGACGACAUCCCGAUAACGUUAUGUGUUAAAUUAUGUUAAAAAGUAAUUAAUUUUGCGACUAAAAUUGUUGUUGUCAGAGAUUGUGAUAUUUGUUUUCGUAAAUAAAAUUGUGAGUUGUCUCUUGUAGU